GUUUAAUUCAUAAGAAUAAAACUAAGGAGUUAGGUAGAGAUUUGUUUCACAGCUGUAAAGUGUACAUUGGUAGCUACCAGAACUGUGUGAUGGUCCAGGGGGCCGUGCAGGCAGCAUUCAUCACCAUGCUGAACAAGUUCGUUGGAGGGCUGGUGGAGUCAGAGGAGGCUGUGGUUGAUGAUCAAGACGAUGUGCUGGCCGACUUCAAGCCUAACAGUAAAGCAGUGCCUACAGCAAACUUGAUCAGUGAAGUGGUGCUCAUUUUGACAUUUUUGACUGACCGGCUUGAGGUUGUGGCCAGUGUCCCUGAAGGCAAGCAAGCUCUGCCUCUAUUGCUGGAAGGGGUGAACACUGUACUCGCCAAAGUUCAGUCCACCAUCAAACACAACAGUGACUUCCAGGAGCUUUUGUGGCAGAGACUUUGCCCAUGCCUGAUCAGCUUACUAGGCGAACCCAAGGCUGAGAAAUCCACAGGAAGUCAGAAAGCAGGCUGGUCAGAAAUCAGCAGAUCUACGGGGAAGUCAACUUCGUCUCCUCAUAUAACGCAAGCUUCAGCUAAAGUUAUCUACAGCAUUGCUGGCGAGUUAGCGAGUUUGGUUGGCAGUAUUCCACCUUUAAGGCCCGUGCUUGAAUCCCUAUUUCACAAGAUACUAAUGUUUCCUCUUCCUCCAAACCGCCAUGAUGCCUUGCGGGUACUGAAAGAGGUAAGAGG
This is a messenger RNA of Candidula unifasciata, 712 nucleotides long. Lineage: Eukaryota; Metazoa; Mollusca; Gastropoda; Stylommatophora; Geomitridae. The record is from the annotation of a GenBank genome assembly.